Molecule: messenger RNA, 1611 nt
Organism: Puma concolor (puma)
Lineage: Eukaryota; Metazoa; Chordata; Mammalia; Carnivora; Felidae
Source: RefSeq, a predicted model, not a curated record
AUGGAUAAAGUGGGGAAGAUGUGGAAUAACUUCAAAUACAGGUGUCAAAAUCUCUUCGGUCAUGAGGGAGGGAGCCGUAGUGAAAAUGUGGACAUGAACUCCAACAGAUAUCUGUCUGUUAAAGAGAGAAACAUCAGUAUAGGAGACUCAGCUCCUCAGCAACAAAGCAGUCCCUUAAGAGAAAAUGUUGCCUUACAACUGGGAUUAAGCCCUUCAAAGAAUUCUUCAAGGAGAAACCCUAACUGUGCCACUGAAAUUCCUCAGAUUGUUGAAAUAAGCAUUGAAAAGGAUAAUGAUUCAUGUGUCACCCCAGGAACAAGACUGGCAAGAAGAGAUUCCUACUCUCGGCAUGCCCCAUGGGGUGGGAAGAAAAAACAUUCCUGUUCUACAAAGACACAGAGUUCAUUGGAUACUGAUAAAAAGUUUGGUAGAACUCGAAGCGGACUUCAAAGGAGAGAGAGGCGGUAUGGCGUAAGCUCGGUGCACGAUAUGGAUGGCAUGUCCAGCAGAACUGUGGGAAGUCGCUCUCUGAGACAGAGGUUGCAGGAUACGGUGGGCUUGUGUUUUCCCAUGCGAACUUACAGCAAGCAGUCAAAACCCCUCUUCUCUAAUAAAAGAAAAAUACACCUUUCUGAAUUAAUGCUUGAGAAAUGCCCUUUUCCUGCCGGCUCAGAUUUAGCCCAAAAAUGGCAUUUGAUUAAACAGCAUACAGCCCCUGUGAGCCCACACUCAACAUUUUUUGAUACAUUUGAUCCAUCCUUGGUUUCUACAGAAGAUGAAGAAGAUAGACUUCGAGAGAGAAGACGGCUUAGUAUUGAAGAGGGGGUUGACCCUCCCCCUAACGCACAAAUACAUACAUUUGAAGCCACCGCACAGGUUAAUCCGUUAUAUAAACUGGGACCAAAGUUAGCUCCUGGAAUGACCGAAGUAAGUGGGGACAAUACUGCAAUUCCACAAGUUAAUUGUGACUCAGAAGAGGACACUACUACCCUGUGUCUACAGUCUCGGAGGCAGAAGCAACGUCAGGUGUCUGGAGAUAGCCAUGCCCACGUUAGCAGACAGGGAGCUUGGAAAGUCCAUACACAGAUUGAUUACAUACACUGCCUCGUGCCUGAUUUGCUUCAGAUUACAGGGAAUCCCUGUUACUGGGGAGUGAUGGACCGUUACGAAGCAGAAGCCCUCCUUGAAGGAAAACCUGAAGGCACAUUCUUGCUCAGGGACUCUGCGCAAGAGGACUACCUCUUCUCCGUGAGCUUCCGGCGCUACAACAGGUCCCUGCACGCCCGGAUUGAACAGUGGAACCACAACUUUAGUUUUGAUGCCCAUGACCCAUGUGUAUUUCACUCCUCCACUGUAACAGGACUCUUAGAACAUUAUAAAGAUCCCAGUUCUUGCAUGUUUUUUGAACCAUUGCUUACUAUCUCACUAAACAGGACUUUCCCUUUUAGCCUGCAGUAUAUCUGCCGUGCAGUAAUCUGUAGAUGCACUACAUAUGAUGGAAUUGAUGGGCUCCCUUUACCGUCAAUGUUGCAGGAUUUUUUGAAAGAGUAUCAUUAUAAGCAAAAAGUUAGGGUUCGCUGGUUAGAACGAGAACCGGUCAAGGCAAAGUAA